Messenger RNA from Capsicum annuum, 3205 nucleotides. Its product is annotated as F-box protein At3g07870-like. NCBI's taxonomy places the organism in Eukaryota, Viridiplantae, Streptophyta, Magnoliopsida, Solanales, Solanaceae. The transcript has a single exon. Bases 1506 to 2711 code for a protein of 401 amino acids. The record is from RefSeq and is a predicted model, not a curated record. Gene Ontology annotation, molecular function: protein binding.
GAUCGUCUCGAUUGAAAUUUGUUUAUAGAGUGUUACACUUUUUUAUUUAAGUCAUAAUUGAUGAUUGUAUGUAGACACCUAGUUUUUACUACUCGAUUGCUACUGCCUUUUGUUUUCUUCUUGUUAAAAGAGUACUUGGUUUUCUACAUAGUUUCUUGGAUUUAACACAGGCGCAAAAGAUAUUUUCUUAUUACCUACCCACCUACAAUUGAUGUAAUUCACAGCUAAUAAUAAUCUGGUUACAUAUCGCCAUCUUCGAGCUAACAAAGGAGAAAGAGCCACAUAUAUGUAGGAGAUACUGCAACUUCAAAUUAUUUGUGAAAGAUGUUUGCAUAACUGCUCAGAUAUAAAAGUUAGUUAGCUGCUAUUAUACCACUAACAAAUGGCAGAAAAGAGGCCAACCUACAGGAAAAAAGAAUUAACUUUUGUGAUACUCGUCUGAUGGUUCCACGAUUGCUCAAAGAUUCUGUAAUGACUUUCUUUUUAGUGUUAAAUAAGUUGUCACAUAAAUUACAAUUAAAAGGCCAUAUAUACACACACACAUAUACACCGUCUGCAAUCAAUCUCCAAACUAGCUCGUGAUGUGGAACUUAGUUCAAAGUUCCACAUAUAACAGCUGAAAAGAAAAAAAUAUCUUAAUCGUAAAGUGUUAGAUAUUCUAAUGGUGUGAGACUUAUGGAGAAAAUCAUAGAAGUUUGGCUCAAAGUGGGCAAUAUCACUAUCAUGUUAAGAGUAUAUUGGGUUGUUUCUUUUUAGCCCAACAGAUAGUUAUAGUAAAAUACCAUUCAACAAGAGUUUAGAGUAAGAGGAUGCCAUUGUUCCUUGGCAUCCUUGAGCUGAGGUCUAUCAAAAACAAUCUCUCUACUUUCGAGGUAGGGUCGAAGGUAGAGGUAAAAUUUGUGUAUACUUUGCUCUCUCCGGACUCCACUUUGUGGAAUUACAUUGGGUAUGUUGUUGUUUUGCAUUGUUCCUUGGCACCCAGAUGAUUUGUAUCUUUCCUUUGCAGAUUCUUAACAGUGAAGUGCUUGUAACCUUAUUAGUACCACUUCCAUAUUUCCAAACUAUAGUUUAUAGAACUCCGAAGAUCAAGAAUCCGAGAUAAUGACCGUGGCUUGUUGAAGGAUUUUCAUUUGCAUAAAUUAUUCCGUGUAUCACUAUCAUUUUGUAGAAACAAACGAAAGAAAACAAACCAAGAAACAAUUCUCUUAUUGGUUUCUCCAAAUUCAAAACAGAUGGUAUAGUAAAAAUAAAAAAGUGCAGGCCGCAACAUUGUCCAUAUUGAUUGAGGAAUAUUCUGUUGUAAUCUGUGUAUGAACUCAUUUUCCAAGUAAGCAAUGAUGGGAACCUGAAAUUUAAAAUACCAUUUCAACAUCUAUCACCCUGUCUGUUUCGGAUCAUUAAAGUCUUCCACCAAUUUUACCUGAAAAUUUGCUCUUCAUUUCUGUGAUUCUUACUUCCUUUAUUAAAUACAAAAAUACCUUACAGUUCUGGUUUUACAUUGUUCCAUGGACUGCGAUCAUGCAAAAGAAAAGAAGCUGGAAGAUGAACCGAGAAAUCUGAUAGCUUGUCUGCCAAAGGAAAUAGCACUUGACAUAAUCUCAAGGCUUCCUAUUUCGUCUCUCAUUCAGUUCAGGUUUGUAUGCCAAACCUGGAACAUGUUGACCCGUGAUUCACGCCUUGUUGAUAUGCAUCUAUCUCGUGCAGUGAAUAUUAACCCAUGCCUCCUCUUUACGACUUACCAUCCUAAAAAAGAGCAGCUUUUCUUUGUUGAACUGUCUGAUCGUCAUGAUGAUGAGCACACAUUGCAAGAGAUUCAGAUUCCCUUUUCAACAUCCAUGGACUUAUUUCGAGUAGUAGACUCAUGCAACGGCCUGCUAUGUCUAUCUGGUGUCUAUGACCAUGAAGAAGCAUACAUAUACAAUCCUUUCACCAGAGAAUACAAAAAGCUGCCAAAUUGUAAUGAGCUUGAUGUGAAUGAGGUGGUUUAUGGUUUCGGAUUUCAUCCUGCUACUAAUGAGUACAAAGUGAUCAAAAUAGGCUACUAUCCUCAUGUCUAUUAUGUACCUUGGUGUUUUCACAAGUCCGUAAAAUAUGGGUAUCCACUCUCAGAGGUUCACGUGUUCAGUCUGAAAAGCAAUACUUGGAGAAAGUCAGAGGAAAUACCUUACAAGCUUUAUAAUUCUCCUGGGGUUUUAGUUGGUGGAAAGCUCCACUGGGUGACUAGAUUUAACUGGCACCUUGAUCGCCUUAUCAUUGCCUUUGACCUAUCUAAUGAUACAGUUCAAGAGGUUUCAAGGCCUGACUUCACUGUCAACUUAUAUUAUUGUAGAUAUCAUCUUGCUGCCCUAGGAGGGUGCCUAUCCGCAUGUUUAUUAACCUCUAAUGGCGAGAACUUGGAAAUUUGGAUCAUGGAAGAAUAUAACAAGAAAGAGUCUUGGAUGCACAAGUUCAAUAUUGGAUCUUCCUCAAUUUUGGGUCAAGAUUUGCCCGAGUCAUAUGACAUAUGGAGGACUAGUUUGCAAAAGGAAACUGUUACAGUGAUGUGCCUCCUCAAUAAUGGUGAUAUCUUGCUCGAUUGUCAAGGUGGGAUUUUAAUUGCCUAUAGCACAGACAAGAAAAUCUUGAAGAGCAUAAGCCUUUGUGGUAUGCCGAAGUCCUGUAAAACAACUGCUCAUGUAGGAAGCCUCAACUGGAUUGAUAACUUAGCUUAAAGUGGAAAACAAUGCCUUUGUAUCCCUUUGGCAGGAGUAUAUUGUUCUUUUAUCUCCCUGUAUCACUUGAAAUUCUGAGGAGUGAUGCAUACCUUAUCUUUGUUUGUGGCAGUCCCUAUUUGAACUUGUCAAUUAUAGUGUCAAAAAAAACUUUUAUGGCAGUGUAGCUUAGCUUUCUCAUCAAGACGCAAUUCUCGUCUUUGUUUCUCCAUGUUAAGCAAAUCAAAAAGUGCCGGCCAUAUCAUGACGGAUUCUCAUGCCUUAAGCUGUUUAAUUGAGGAAAGUUCUGAUGCAAGCUGUUAUUUAUGCAUCAUUGUCCUGAUAAACAGAUAAACAUUGAUAGAGACAUGAAAACUGGAAUACUAAUUUCUGUAACGGACAAAAAUAACAUAGUCAAAACUGUUGGUUGCAAUUACCUCGUCUGUUUGUUAUGAUUGAUGUUUGUAUACAAGUCUUUAUCCUGAAGGGAAGCCUUGGAGUAACUGGUAAAGUUA